UGCCAUAGUGUUUUGCCUCAAACUCAUAGUGUAUUUUUGUGUUUUGUUUUGUUCUUUGUUAAACUUUAGUAAUUCUGCACUUGCAUCCGUCUCCACCUUCAAUUUGGAGCAUUUUACAGUUUUUUGAAAGGAAGGGAGUGGGACUCCUGUCUUCCUGAAUGGCAGGGAGAUUUGUAAGAUGAUGCAACUCCAAUGCAGAAAUUCUUACAUAUGUCAAAUGUUUUAAUGAUUUUACUAAAUGUCACCUGAAAUUCAUGUGUAAUUGUUUAUUUUGUGAGCAUUUUAGCAGAAUUUUAGAAAAAAAAAAAAGUAUAAACAACACAUCUCUGUGCUAUUUUUGUGUUAUUUUUUUUUAACACAUCUUUGUGUGGAAAUACUUUAACACCCAGCAUGCAUAGACGCAAAUUUACAAGGGUAAAUAAAGAACCGCUUGUUUGAACAAGUACAGCAUCUUCUUUACUCUUUACUUUAAAAACUGUCCAUAAAAGGUAAUAUUUUAUGUAUUUGAGGUCUGAGGUGUGGGAACAGUGAAGAGAGAGAGGGCAGACAGUUUACAGUUUAGCUUAGCAUUUCUGUCUAAUCGGCCAAUAUUGUGUUAAACAGCCUGUGCGUAGCACUUAAUUUUUUAUAACAUGAGAUUUUGGUCGAAUGUUUUCAAUCUUGAUUUUGGUAAAAUGUUGCAAUAAUAUGUUAAAGCAAUGUUUUUUUGUUUUGUUUUGUUUUGUUUUUUUUUCGUUUUGUGAAAAGUGACUGAAAGGAAAUUCUCUUGUAUCAUGUACUCUCUUAUAUUAUGAACUGUAUUAAGACACCUUGGAUACGGAGAAUACUGGGUUAUAGCUUCUGUUUGUAUGUCUCUGUGCUAUCAAAUACCUAUGAUGAAUGUAUAUAUUUAAUUACCUCUUUGAAUAAGCUGAUCAACUGCCAUCCUUGAAUAUAUCUGAAACAUGUAGACUUAUUUUGUAGUAUGACCCUGUGCGCUGUGUGUUUUGUGUAUCUGUCUGGCCCCUGACCUAGUAGAAACCGUCUACGCACUGCUCUUAUCAAUGUGUAUAAAUACUUCUGCUCAGCAUGAAUAAAGUGGGAUGUCUGUGUGAGCACGCAUGAAGUCAGUGUGUGCUCAUUUUAGACUCCCCAGGCCUGAACGCUCCAUGGUAAACCAAACUUUCUAGCUCAUAGCAGCACAGAAUUAAGAGUAAAGUUAACAGAAGUAAUUGUAGAACAGGCUAAAAAGGCUGAUGGAGGUCUGGAAGACAUAAGAUGAGAUUUGGAGAUUUCUAACAAUUUGGUGUCAAGAAGUGCGAUUAUUCCGGGCCUGGAGAUCUCAUCCAUGAAGGGACACAGGACAAAAUUUGUGGUCAUCUUUAUUAUGUUGGCACUAUCAGGGUUUAUAUUGCUUAUCUUCAACAUCAUAUCUCUGGAGAAUUUGAGAGGGCAGGUCAUUUUCACCAUCAGCCAAAUCCAGAAGAGCAUCCAUUCAGUCUUUCAGCCCACUGAAAUCUUGUUGCCACUGGAGGUAAACCACACAUACUGUGCACACCUUGGCCAGGAGCCCACAGCAGAAGAGGCCAUAGAAGAGAGAUCUCUGCUCAAUUCCAUUGCAUGGCCUGGUCCCUUGGUGCAAGGUCUCCCUGUGGAGUUCAGCAGCGACCCUACCAAGAGUUACUUUGUGAUUCAGGGCCCAGCAGAGCAACGUGUAGGUGGUCAGCUUGUGGUUGAAGUCCAUGUGCAGAACUUCCUAGGUCUGCCUAAGAAGCAUGGUGGAGAUUUCCUGAUAGCCCGGCUGCAUUCACCCCAGCUUGACGCUGGGGUUGCAGGGAAGGUGCAUGACCACAAAGAUGGGAACUAUACAGUGCUGUUCCCACUGCUGUGGGCUGGUGUAGUGCAAGUGGAAAUCACAAUGGUGCACCCCAGUGAGGCAGUCGUGGUGCUCAAGAGAUUUCAGAAAGAACAACCUGACCGAGUGUUUUUUAAAAGCCAGUUCCGCUCUGGUGCCCUCUCAGACUCCACUGAGUGCAAUGUGUGCCUGCCGUUCAACCAAAAGCCAUUCUGCAACUACACUGACCCUUUAACUGGAGAGCCCUGGUACUGCUACAAACCCCAAAUUCUAGGCUGUGAAACACGAAUACAACAUUAUAUAGGGGGAUAUAGGACCAACGGCAUUACGAAAUAUGAUGAAAUGCUCUUCCAGAGGGGUGUAAAUCUCAAAGUUCGUAUACCUGCAUCAGUGACGGACAAAGUGACUGUAUUACCUGAAGAACCAGGACAAAUUAAAUUAAAUUACACUGCUGCUGGAUAUUACUAUCAUGAUACCUGGAGGCCUUUGAAUGGUGCAGUAAUGCGCGAGUUUCCUGAUUCAGCAGCCAUAACACAGUGUCUUAGAGGGAAGACUCUAUACAUGUUUGGAGAUUCCACUGUGCGGCAGUGGUUUGAGUACCUCACUGCAUUUGUUCCUGAGUUCAACAUUCACAGCCCUAAAAGAGUGGGGCCAUUCAUGGCUGUGGACAGCAGAAACAACAUACUGAUGCACUUCCGUCUUCAUGGACCACCCAUCCGCUGCAACCCUGUUUUCACUUCAAAGCUGUGGUACGUAGCGAAUGAGCUGGACAGGAUCCAGGGUGGGCCAGAUACAGUGGUUUUCGUGAGUGUGUGGGCUCACUUUAACACCUUACCUAUUGAGAUGUAUAUACGCCGCCUCAGGCACAUCCGGAAAGCAUUGGUUCGUCUGCUGAACCGUGAGCCUGACACUUUGGUGGUGAUUCGUACUCCCAACCUGCACAGUAUAAUCCCAAAUAAAAGUCUGUACGGCAGUGAAUGGUACUAUCUACAGAUUGAUGCUGUGCUGCGUGCCAUGUUCCGAGGACUCAAUGUGCAGCUGCUGGAUGCCUGGGAGAUGACGCUGGCCCACCACCUCCCACAUGACAUGCACCCACCUCCCACCAUCAUCAAAAAUGCUAUGAACUUGAUCCUCUCCCACAUCUGUGCAGAUGGGAAAAAUAGUUAAUAAAAAGGCUAACAUUUUCCAAUUGUAAUGAUAAAGUAGGUGGAGGUCUAGGGAUAAAUCAGUUGACACUCUUGAGAAAGAAAAAAAUCUUGCUUUAGAGAUGCUUCACACAUCAGUGAUUAAAUUUGAUUGAAUCUA
Messenger RNA from Ictalurus furcatus (blue catfish), 3139 nucleotides. RefSeq names its product NXPE family member 3-like. The record is from RefSeq and is a predicted model, not a curated record. Lineage: Eukaryota; Metazoa; Chordata; Actinopteri; Siluriformes; Ictaluridae. The coding region runs from base 1328 to 3001 and encodes 557 amino acids. The transcript has 6 exons.